Vespula vulgaris is the source of this 7494-nucleotide messenger RNA. RefSeq lists its product as uncharacterized. Lineage: Eukaryota; Metazoa; Arthropoda; Insecta; Hymenoptera; Vespidae. The transcript has 3 exons. Bases 2095 to 4827 code for a protein of 910 amino acids. The record is from RefSeq and is a predicted model, not a curated record.
AUGAGAAACUGCAGAGAUUUGUUUGAAGACAAAUUCAAGAAAAGAUUGCGUAUCGAAUAAAAAAAAAUAGCCCGAUCCAAAACACUUCCCCUAACCUCGAUCUACCAAUUCCACUUCAUCCCUUGUCGGGUUUUAUCGUUUCCACUGCAUUCCAUCCGUUCGAAGUGCGUUUAAAUGGUCGUUCUGGUUAACUGCCAACAUUGUGGGUAUUACCACUUUACCGUGCUCCAUUUGUUUAUCAUCAUCAUCAUCAUCAUCAUCAUCAUCAUCAUCAUCAUCACCAUCAUCAUCAUCAUAGUCAUCGUCCUUGUAGUCGUAGUUAUCGUCAUCAUCAUCGUCAUCGACUAGCUAUGAUGAAUCAUCGCAAAUGCGUAUUGCCUCUCGUUUAAUCACGAAAUACCUUCGAUCUUCCUCUCAAAGUGCUAACAUAAUUCGUUUCUCUCUCUCUCUCUCUCUGUCUCUCUAUCCAUCUAUCUAUGUAUCUAUCUGUGUAUCUAUCUAUCUAUCUUCCUCUAACGCUUUAUUAGAGGUCAAUUAUGAUGAAUGAAAAAAUAAAGAUUGACGAAAAGAAACAAAAAAAAAACAAAAAGAAAAAGAAAAGAAACGUACGUCAUAAACGUAUAUUAUCAAGUACCAUAAUUAAAUAUUACAAUUAACGCAUCUUAUUAAAUAUUUAAUAAAUUUAUAACGUUCGUUAUUAUAAUUUACUAUUAAAUACUAUUAAUUACAUAUUCAUAAGAAUUCCAAUAAGAUAUAUUAUUAAUAAAUAUAAAUAUAUUAUCGGCAAAUGUCUAUUGAAAUGAAGCAAUAUGAUAGAAAUAUGUGAAAUAAUAUGAAAACUCGAUGUUACGAUAAAAAUGUUACAAAGCUGAGCAAAAGAGAAAGAAUGAGAAAAAGAAUGAAAGACGGAGAGACGGAGAGAGAAAGAUGAAUCGAUCUCUGUCUUAAUAAGCUUAAAAAUUACGAGCAUGGUUAUUGAAUUGUACAUUAAAGAAAAAAGAAAAAAAAGAGAGAGAGAGAGAGAAAAGAAGGAAAAUCAACGGAAGGAAAAAAUCAAUAAAGAAAAAAAAGAAAAGAAAAAAGAAAAUUCUGUCGUAACCUUCCCGAAGUAAUCACGAGUCUCUACUUCAAAGUCUGCUUACGACGGUACAUGAAAAUCAUAACGAGAGAGAAAGGGAGAGAAAAUAGAAGAAGAAGAAGAAGAAGAAGAGUAAGAAGAAAAAAAAUUUUAACUUUUUCGAGAGUGUUCGUUUGAGAAGAGUAACUCUUAUGCAGUGAGACUUAAAAGAAAGAUAAAUGAUAAGUUCGAAAAGGAAUUCAAAGUUGCGUCGAGAAACUAAAUACAUCUCUGGAGUUUAUCUUUGAUCAACAUCGUCAUCGCAAAAGAAAAGAGAGAGAAAGAGAGAAAGAAAGAAAGAAAGAAAGAGAGAGAGAGAGAGAGAGAGAGAGAGAGAGAGAGAGAAUACGUGAGAGAUUAUGAGAAAAACACGAAAGUCGAAUUUCUCCUCGAGAGAAUUCGUACCUGUGAUCUUCUUCUUGUUCAAAGCUUUUUUUCUCACCUUUACUUUCUUUGUUAUAUAUAUAUUUUUUUAUUAUUUUUUUCUUUCUUUUUGUCUCUCUCUCUCUCUCUCUCUCUUUUUCUCUUUCUCUCUCUUUCUGUUUCUCUAUCCGUCCGUCUUUUUCUCUCUCUUUCCUCUCUUAUAUACCUUUUUGCCUCUGGCUCGGUCGUUCUUUCUAUUUUAAUAUGCAAACUCACAAGUUAAUGUACGCCGUCUCUGUUUAUGCACUUCUUUCGAGAACAUUCCGCACGCAGUCCCUUUUCCGCAUCAAAUGCGGAAUCAUUUUCCUUUACUUUCUCGGAGAAGGACAAGCAACUAACCAAGUCAAAACGAUAUAAAGAAAUUGCGAAGGGAGAACGAGCAGCUGCGAAGAGAGAUAUGGAGCCUACGGGACGAGUACGAUAAGCUCGAGGAGAUAUUGAAGAGACAAAAGAAUCAACCCGAAAGCGACGAAUCCGAGGAUCGCUCAGAAGAGGAUGACGACGAGGAGCUGCAUUCGGAUUAUUCCGAUGAGAACGUGCACGAGGAAGAACCUAUGGGAACCAGUGAUGAAAAAGAAAGGAGGACGCGUUUACGCGAUCGUGAGGAACAAUUAGAGAACGUGGAAAAUCAAAAAAUAUCGACGGAAAAGAUGAACGGUAACAAUAAUAAUUUGUUGCACCGUUUGCACGUUGAUUUCGAUGAUCUAUCGGUGGUAGACGAGGAAGAGGAAUUGAAAAAGGAUAAGGAUAGAAAAUAUGAGCCUACUGCGAUUACCACAAACGAGGAAAAUCAAAGAAAACCGAACGUAAGGUUGUUCGAUACAAUUAGAAAACUUCACGACAAUAUACCAUUUUAUCCAGGAACCUACGAGUCUUGUCAAGGUUAUACAGAACCGAAUUAUUUUGGAGAUUGUCCGUUCGAGUGUCCAAACACGAUCGUCGAUCCAUCGAUAUCCGGUAAUAACGUAUCAACAGUUAUACCUUUCCCUUGUCCAAACCUUUACGCGGAUCCAUUGAUACCACUUGGCAAUCUGGAUUCACCGUUAUUAAAUCCGAUGAACGAUAAUAAUCUAUCGGAUAUUCAGGUCGUUCCACCAAUCGGUUGGCAAAACAAUUUGUUAGUUUCGGAAACUAAGCAAUUGUCAAGUUACACCGGUAUAUCAAAUUCAAAUAUAGGAGUUACGGAUUUCGAAAGAAGGACCUCUCAAUUGGUUACCAACAAUGGCCAAAGUAUGGUUAACAGUUCGAAUCUGAUAAGAGAUAGGAGACAUUUGGAUUCUAUGGAAAUUCAAGGUAAACAAUUUCCUUCGAGAUUGUUUGACAUUGACUCGCAUUCGUACGUUCCCAGACAAGAGAUUGAUUCGAGUAAUGUUUGGGAUGAUGACAUCGAUGAACAAUCGAUCGAACAAAAUUUGGAGGACAAUGAAAGAAGAGUAAUCAAUGAUCGUAAUGUCGAGAACGAAGAGAAAGAUACCGAAGAGACUUAUUCGUACGGUGUUGCGGAGAAGCGAAAACAUUUUUUCGCUCCGUUGGCAACAUUGAAACCAAAGAAAUUACUAGACGAGGAUUCACCAAAUGUCUGCGGUAACAAUUAUUACUUCGGUACUGGUAACAGUUCGAGUAGCGGUAAAACAGGAUCCACAGUUAUAUGUGGUAACAAUAAUAAUCAAUUGUUAGGACUACGAAAGGGUUCGGUUGAUGUUUGCGUUAACGGUGCUGUCUCAUAUGGGAAUAAUUUCGUUCAGACGAGCAAGGACGAUUUACAAAGAACUUACCUCAGUACGGAGAAUCUCUCCGUGAUGAAAUCGAUACCGAUCAAUCAACUGACCAAGUCGAUGUCUUGUCAGGAUUUAACGAGCGACAAUCAAAGUAUUACAAGGACCAACAAUAAUAACGAGAUUGGACAGACGAUGAUAACGACCAAGAGCGACAAUACAUUGGACAAUUUCAAUAACGUCGACAAUUCGACGACUAAGGCAUACAAAUCGCAUUUAAACGUGACUUUAAAGAUACCUCGUAAGGAACCAGAGAUAACUGUUAAUACACCCGAGAUUCCGCAGUUACCAACUUUGGAUUAUAGAAUUCUAACGAAUCCAUUUCUACGAACGAAUAUCGAACGAAUCGGUCUCGAGUGUCCCGAACGAGAUUCUCCAUUAACCAAACCACUUUCAGUUCAAAUAAGUGAAAACAAUAUGAAUUACAAUUAUCCGGGUUCACCGUUAUCGUCGUUACUGCCUCCUCCGCAACCACCACCCCCACCUCCGCCACCGCCACCACCACCACCACCACCUCUGCCACCUCCAACGAGUUUUGUUCGAGGACUACGACCUAGCGAGAGAUAUCGCAGAAGGCAAGGAAACAUUACGACAGCCGUUGAUCAGAAUAAUCGUUUGUUGAUUCCAACCGAUCAACUGAUCGUUAAAAAAAGUCUUCCUUCGUCGGCGCAAGACUUUCAAGUGACAUCUUUCGAAAGACCAAGUCCUCACACGUUGUUACCAUCUUCUAUGCCGUAUGACCUUGAAACCUUACGAAGAAUAAACGCUACGCGUUAUAUGCACAAUCAGAAUCAGAAUCUUUAUCAGAACGUACCGUUCGUACCGGGCGGAGCAGCACCAACCGGUCACGUUUGUCAUAACAUCAGAAUGUAUUACGAUCAGAUUAAAAACAAGGUACAAGCUCAAACGCAAACCUCCAUCGAUGGUGACUCACAUAUUGAGGACGAACAGAUUCAAUGUUCUCGUCAGGAUGAUGACAACGUUAGUUUACCGAACACGCCGAGCGUAAUCAGACGGAACAAACGUGCGAUAAAGAAGGACAAACUUUUAAUUAAACAAUCUAUAUCGCCACACGCUCAAAGGAAAUUGAAAAAACAGAGCAGCGUUACGUCGACCGAAACGAUGCCGGAUUCACCUGACAAAUCGGUUAGAGGUCAAAGGACAAGGAAACUCAGCGUUACUACUACAACGACGUCUGAUGCUCUUGAGGAUAAGAACGAAAGUAGAUCGUCAUCCUCCGGACAAGAUUCACCAAGGAAAGAUCAAAUAAGACGAGUAUCCUCUUAUUUCAAUCCUAAGAAACGGUCAUCCGUAACGUCGAUAAAAACAACCAGAAGCGGUAGUUUGGAAACUACGAGGGAAAAAUAUUCUGACGGUUUGACAACCGCCAAUUCGGAUAAGGAAAUGAUGAACUCUGGUAAUAUCAGGGACAGUUUAGUUAAAUCGAGAAAGGGUAGCACCAGUAGUGGAAAUGUACCAUGGUGUGCAUGUUGGGGUAACGGUUGCAUUUGAUUUCCAUUUGAGUUACCUCAUUUGCGGUUACUGUUCUUUUCGUUAUUAUUGUUGUUGUUUUUGUUGCUGUUGUUGUUGUUGUUGUUGUUGUUAGGGUACGAUUCAAGGGAUAUUAACCCUUUGCACUCGAAACCAUCUCGGAAAUUACCUAUCUACCAGCAAUUUAGAAGCACUUUGUUGCGAAAACGUGGACUCCUAGGAUUCGCGUCAUAUCAUAUAGUAUAGUUUUGGAAUCAAGUAAUAUAUUAUAAUGAUAUUUCAUUUAUAUAAGUUUGCAGACAUUGAGCGAUAUAUUCUUUUGCAAAAAAAAAAAAAAUCAAAACUUGUUUUUCUAUAAUUUUCUACGGUAUGAUCAAUUUUAAAACAAUUCUUCUGCAUCAUUUUCAUCGCUAUCAUUAUCUAUGAGAUUUGUUCGUUUUCUUGUCAGUUGGAUGAUAUAUCACUAUAUCACUAUUAUCAUUUUCGUUGAGAUUAAUAUUUAUUUUUCACUAUUGUUUCCAUCGUAAGACUCAUUCGUGUUUGGUCCUUUUGCCAUUGUUCUAAAAAAAAAAAAAAAAAGAAAAAAAAUGGGCAAAUAAAUCGAUUGAAAAUUUCUAAUCGUAAAUUACGAAAUCACAAGACGAUAUAUAUCAAAAGAAUAUCAUUUUUUAAUUUUCUAAUUUAUCGAAGAAAUCUAUCUAUAUUGUUUGACGCUUCAAUGAACGAACCGAGUUCAGCUUUCUCCGAUUUUAAAAUUGCUUGUUUAUUUUUUAAUUAAAUUUCACUAUAUCGUACAAAGUAUAUUCGAUUUUUACUAUAUCAAUCUUUCUUAUCACUCUCUUUAAGCGGACUAGAAAAACAUGCAACUUAGCAUCUUCUCUUUCUGUUAUAUUUUUUUAGAUAUAUCUUGCUAAUUGUACCAUUUCUUCAUUUGCUUUUCCUGCGGUUGUUUCGAUAGAAACAUAGGUUUCUCAAAAAGUUGCGUUGGAAUUAUUUAAUCCACCAUAAUCACUAAUCAAUUCUAAUAUCUUCUCAUAGAACAAAUGAUCAAGAUAUCUCUUUGAGAGAUCGCUAAAAUUUAAUUUCAUCGUUAGAGUUCAAGAUAGUUCUUCAAAGAAAUUUUGUAGAUUCCAAAUGAAGAAGUCAUGAAUAUAUACUAUUUGAAAACGUUUGAAAAUAUGAGUUUGACAUAUAUACGGAUGAAAAGUUGGAAAAUCAUUUGGAAAUUCAAAUAUACGAGUGGAGGGUUCGGUUACGACAACGAAAUGGGACCACGAUAAAUUCAACAACGGUGAGAUAAACUAACCUCAACUAACCUCAAUGUCAUUUUACAAAGUUACUAUCCGUAUAGGUUACUACUGGUGCGUAACAUAUAUUACGUAGGUUACGUACGUAUUUUCACCUAAGUGAAAUUGUGAAUAAGUGUAUCAUAAAAUGAACGUCGCACCUGGAUAUUAACCAUAAAACUAAUCUGGAAUCUGUGACUCCUUCGCAAACGAAGUGAAUCGACAUAAACGCGUGUAUAUGUACGUGUGUAUAUGUAUAUGUAUAUGUAUAUAUAUAUAUGCACACGUGUGGAUGUGUGUGUGUGUGUGUACGUUCGUGUGAACGUGCUAGAAAGCGAACAAAUAUUACCGUGUAAAAUACGAACAUGCCUUGGUAAUAAGGGUCAAAGACCUUGUUGAAGGGUGUAAAAAUAUGAAAAAAGUUUUCACGGGAUCUUGCUCUUCAUAUUUUACGAUUUACCAUAUAUAAAAUCUAAUAUUAUUUUAUAGCCGUAAAUGUGUAAGUAAUAUAUAGUAUAUACAUGUUGUAUGUAUGUAUGUAUGUAUGUAUGUAUGUAUGUACGUACGCACACGUAUAUAUGUACCGGUACGUCAAAACGUACGAGUAUUGAAUUUAAUAUUGGUCUCUCUGGAGAAAAAAAAGAAAGGAAAAAAAAAAAAAAAUUCUAUGCAUUUAUGUGUAGUUACUGAUAAUUUUAAUCAUACUAAUGAACGUUGUAGAGUAACCAAAUGGGGAAAAAAAAGAAAAAGAAAUAUAGAAAGAUAAAAAAAAAAGAUUAUUUCUACGUUAGAAUUAAUAAUCUUCUCAUUUUAUACUUUGGGAACAUUCGAUCGUUUGUAAAAUUAUAUAUAUAUACAUAUUUAUUUAUUUAUAUAAUUAAUAAAUAAAUAAAAAAGAAAUAAAUAAAUAAAUAUCGUGUAAGCAAAUACGUGUAAAAAUACACACAAGUUGUAUUUAUUAUUUAUUCCCUUGUUCGAACCAUUGAUCAAUUUAAUUCCCUUUCAUUUUGCUCGUUUUAAAUACGAUACCAAGACGAACACGAAUACGAUAGGAUCGAUCGAUCAUCAAUAAAUCAAAGUUUUCUCUGUGGAUGUUGGAUUUCGGUGGAAGAGGAUUACGUCCUUCGAUAAUCCAGAUCAUCGAUAAUUUGUUUCAUCACUACCGACUAGAGUAAGAUCGAUCUCAGGAUACCGAAAUUUAUUAAUGUUCAACGACGUGAACGAGAGGAGUACUUUAUGCCCGGAGAAAAGUUACCGUAGGAACAUCCGGCUUGAAAACUUCGAGAGAGCUACCGUUAAAACUUCCUUCUCCCUAAAGUUUCACUGCGGAAGUUUUCGUUUCCGCUUCAUUAUGAGUAUACGAAGAAGAAUGGUAGGGACUUGAAAUUAAUAAAAGAAAAAC